UUCUAUUCUCAUCAUCUGUCAAAAUCGUUUCAUGAAGGAAAUUGAUGUUGCCAUAAGUUACGAGUAAAUAUUAAAGAUUAUUUACUCUGUAAGAUGACCGUGGAAGAAAUUAAACAAACGAUUUCAACGGAAGAUAAAGGAAAAAAUGUCCAAGAACCUCUUAAGCCAUUCACGCUUGAAAUUUUGAAAUUGAUCAAAGACUCUCAACAACAACACGGAUUGAGACAUGGGGAUUAUCAGAGGUAUAGAGGUUACUGUUCGAGAAGAAUUCGUAGACUACGUAAAGUUCUCAAGAUACCUCAAGGAGACCGCAGACAUUUUAAGAAAAGGGAUGUUUCUGAAACGCAUAUAAUCCAUCCUAAAGCUGAUGAAAGAUAUCUGCACAUCUAUCUGGUGUUAACUGAAAGGUGUUGGGCUUAUGCUAUGCAAUUGAGACAAGAGUCAAAUACAGAGCAAAGAAAAAAGUUUCAUUUAGUACAAAAGCUAAGAAAAGCUUGUGUUUAUGCCCUUCAACUGGAGGAGCUUUGCAAGUUGGAGAGGUGUGAUGCUAGAACCAAACUAGAAUCUCAGGCUUAUGCGGCUUGGAUUCAAGGUACUUUAGAAUUUGAGUUGCAUUUAUGGAUGAAAGCUACUGAAAAUCUGAAGAAGGCUCAAGUUAUAUAUGAAAAACUGGCUUCAACUCUUCCUGAAGAUGAUCAGUUGCCCUAUAAACAAAGGGUUGAAGAAAUAGCUCCCAGUCUAAGAUAUUGUGCCUAUAAUAUUGGAGAUGAAAAGGCUGUUGACCUGCUUGAACUCAAAAGUCAGGGAGUUUUAGAAAAUUUCGAGACUCUAGUUGCUCAGACUAAAGAGAAAACCACUGAGGUUCUUCAUGAAAUUCAAUGGUUUGGAGUGAAAGUUCCAGUUAUAAUCGAAAGAGUUCGUCUCUUCUUGAUUGGGAUAGAGGGGUUAGACGAAUCUCUCAAGAAAGCUGAAGAUGCACAGGCUAAAAUAAAGAUUCUUGAAGAUCUUUUUAUUGACCUUCGUGACAUAAUUUCAUUAGCUAGAGAAGGUGCCCGUAAUGAAAAAAGAAAUCAGGUUCUACUUUCUUACUUGCUUUCUAUUAGGGUUGAAAGAACUUCUCAAAGAAACUUGUUGUUAGUUCAGCAGACUAGAAGGGCCCAAGACUGUGUUCGUCUACUGGACAUUAUAAUCCAGCAAACUAACGAACUUGCUCAGAAUGAUGACAUUAAAAAUGACGGGAAGGCUCAGAAAUACUACAACGAGCAGAUUAGUGCUUAUAAAAUUUUGAGGUUAUUUUAUCUUGCAAAGACGCAAAUCGCUCAAAAAAAGUGGAGAGAAGCUGCGGCCCUAUACGAUCUUACAGAGAAGGCUUCAAAGUCGAAAUUGCCUGCUACAUGUUUUCCAGAGUUGGAAAAACUUCUGAAUCAUGUGAAAGAGAAUGUAGAAAUCGAAAAAGCAAAGGCACAAGCCAACUUUGUUUUGGAGAAAGAAGAUGAAAAUGUUACGAUAGUUCCACAGAAAGUUUACAAGAGUAAGAAGCCUUUAAUCGAGAGAUUAGAUGAUUUCAGAGAAGAACCCCAAUUGCUGACUAAGAACCCUAAUUUAGUUAGUUUACCAACUAAUAUGGAACCGAUACCAGUGAAACCGUUAUUCUACGAUUUGGCUCUUAAUUUUGUAGAAUUUCCUGAUCUAUCUGAAAAACUUGAGGGAACGCAGAAAUCCAAACAAGCUGCAGGAAUUUCUGGUUUUGUCAAGGGUCUUUGGGGUUGGGGCAAAAAAUAAUUGUUACAACAGAUUGAAACAUUUCUUCGAUCAUUAUGUUGAUGCUAAGAGAAAUUUGCUAAAAAAAACUU
Harmonia axyridis is the source of this 1853-nucleotide messenger RNA. It is a transcript of the gene Srp68, whose product is annotated as signal recognition particle subunit SRP68. Gene Ontology annotation, cellular component: signal recognition particle, endoplasmic reticulum targeting. Gene Ontology annotation, biological process: SRP-dependent cotranslational protein targeting to membrane. Lineage: Eukaryota; Metazoa; Arthropoda; Insecta; Coleoptera; Coccinellidae. Gene Ontology annotation, molecular function: endoplasmic reticulum signal sequence receptor activity; 7S RNA binding; signal recognition particle binding. Bases 94 to 1782 code for a protein of 562 amino acids. The record is from RefSeq and is a predicted model, not a curated record. The transcript is spliced from 3 exons.